AUGUACAAGUUGGUGGUGUUCUUCGCUCUGCUUGCCUUUGUGGCCGCUCGUCCGGGUUAUCUGGAAGCUGAUCCUUGGAGCCACAGCUAUGCUGCUCCGGCCAUUAUCCAUGAACCCGCUUUGGCCAAGGUGGGUGCCAUCAUCAAGACCAUUCCCAGUGCUGUCUCCCACCAGAGCAUCAGCCAGGUGCAUAGCUCUGCCCACAUUAUCCAGCCCAUUGUUGCCCCAGUGCUGAAGACCUAUGCCGCUCCGAUUAUCAAGACUUAUGCGGCUCCGGCUCUGCACACGACCCUGCUGUCGCCCUCGUGGGCUGGACAUGGCUGGGCCCCGUCCUGGUAG
Messenger RNA from Drosophila serrata, 339 nucleotides. RefSeq lists its product as uncharacterized. The record is from RefSeq and is a predicted model, not a curated record. Lineage: Eukaryota; Metazoa; Arthropoda; Insecta; Diptera; Drosophilidae.